Molecule: messenger RNA, 384 nt
Organism: Penicillium antarcticum
Lineage: Eukaryota; Fungi; Ascomycota; Eurotiomycetes; Eurotiales; Aspergillaceae
Exons: 3
Coding region: 1-384 (127 amino acids)
Source: RefSeq, a predicted model, not a curated record
AUGAACUACCAACGUGCUAUAAAUGAAGUCCCCGCCGUAUUCCAAGUCGCAUCAGGCGAGAGAGGAUCAAAUAUCCUCAACAGUUUCCUAGGCUGGGUCCGUAACGAAACAUUCGGAAACAUGGCUGAAGUCUGCGCUUUAUGGGCUGCAAUUGUGGAUGCCAACGAGCACCUUGUGAAACUAGAUCGAGUCCUAACUUCCUGUGAGAUUACACAUCCCGAAUAUAAUACCAAGGAGAUACUGGACUUGGAGUUGAAGGAGGUGAAGGAGCUGAUGUCGCUUAUGCCUGGUGGACCGGAGAACAAGGCGAUCAAUACUGAUGAGGAUCUUAUACGUGCUAUGGUGCGGUUGAAGUUUCUUCGUCAUUUCAGUCAGCAGAAAUAG